This is a messenger RNA of Ziziphus jujuba (common jujube), 1615 nucleotides long. RefSeq names its product probable xyloglucan endotransglucosylase/hydrolase protein 28. Gene Ontology annotation, cellular component: cell wall; apoplast. Gene Ontology annotation, biological process: cell wall biogenesis; xyloglucan metabolic process. The record is from RefSeq and is a predicted model, not a curated record. NCBI's taxonomy places the organism in Eukaryota, Viridiplantae, Streptophyta, Magnoliopsida, Rosales, Rhamnaceae. Bases 237 to 1247 code for a protein of 336 amino acids. Gene Ontology annotation, molecular function: hydrolase activity, hydrolyzing O-glycosyl compounds; xyloglucan:xyloglucosyl transferase activity. The transcript has 4 exons.
UUUCGGCUCUCUCUAUCGCUCGCAAGCUGUAGAGAUAUUCCACGCCUCUCUCUAUCUCUCUCUCUCUCUCUCUCUCUCUCUCUUUCGCUAUAUAUAUAUCACUCUGAAAAAAUAGGAAAAACCCAGAAGAAGAAGAAAAAAACAAAAAAAAAAAAGGGGAAAAGCCAUUGAUUUUCAGGAGGACCCAAAAGGAAAAAAAAAAAAAAAAACAGAGAACGAAAUCAGAAGAAAAAAAGAUGGGGUACUCUCAUCAGGGUUUACUAUGGGGGUGCUCUGUGUUUAUGGCUGUUCUAGUACUUGUUUCUGGGUCAUCUAGUAAGUUUCCAAUCAUAGCUUUCGAUGAAGGCUAUACUCAACUUUUUGGUGAUGAUAAUCUCAUGGUCCUUAGAGAUGGAAAAUCCGUUCAUCUUACUUUAAACGAACGGACAGGUUCUGGAUUUGUGUCUCAGGACCUUUAUCUUCAUGGCUUUUUCAGUGCUUCGAUUAAGUUACCUUCUGAUUACACUGCUGGAGUUGUGGUUGCUUUCUAUAUGUCAAACGGUGACAUGUUUGAGAAGAACCAUGACGAAAUCGAUUUUGAGUUUUUGGGUAAUAUAAGGGGCAAAGAAUGGAGGAUUCAGACCAAUGUUUAUGGAAAUGGAAGCACCAAUGUUGGCAGAGAAGAGCGAUACAAUAUUGGGUUUGAUCCUUCUGAAGAUUACCAUCAGUACAGUAUCCUGUGGACUGAUUCUAAUAUCAUAUUCUAUGUUGACAAUGUUCCCAUUAGAGAGGUUAAGAGAACAGAGUCUAUGGGUGGAGAUUUCCCUUCUAAGCCAAUGACAUUGUAUGCCACAAUAUGGGAUGGAUCAGAUUGGGCUACCAAUGGCGGAAAAUACAGGGCGAAUUACAAAUAUGCCCCUUUCAUCGCGGAGUUUUCUGACCUCGUCCUCCAUGGUUGUGCAGUUGAUCCCAUUGAACAGUUUUCGAAAUGUGAUGACACACACAAUUCUGAAUCAAUCCCUACUGGUAUCACUUCAACACAAAGAACCAAAAUGGAGAGCUUCAGGAUGAAGCACAUGACAUACUCCUAUUGCUACGACCAAGUUCGAUACAAAGUUCCUCCUCCUGAGUGUGUGGUUAAUCCUCAAGAAGCCAAAAGACUCCGAGUUCGAAAUCCUGUCAUCUUUGGCAAAGAGCGGCGCCACCAUGGCAAACAUCACCACAGGAGCAGCAGCAGCAGGGUAAGCCAGGCAGAGGCCACCAUUUGAGAAUGAAAUAAGAGUGUUCAUUUUGUUAUGUGUAUCGACAUUGUUGCCAUAUCCGUUCGCGUUGAAUUUCAUUUAGCAGGGGUCAGUUUUUAUUUUUAUUUUUAUUUUUAUAAUUUUUGUGUAUAGAGAGAAGAAAGAAUAGAUUUAUUGAGGGUGAUUAGAGAGGUUCAUAUCAUCUGUUCAUGGUGGAAGAGGAAGGGUGUGUGUGUGUAUAGUUCAUACCUUAGCUUCCUCUGUCAUUUUAUCAUUCAUGUUGUUCCAUGUUGUCUUUUGGCCAUUUUACAAAUUGAAUUCAGUGAUGAUUUCUGUAUUUUGAAAAAACACCCUCAUGGGUUCAAUAAAAUAUAUCAGCCUAUGGAGUUGCAAUA